Torulaspora delbrueckii is the source of this 528-nucleotide messenger RNA. RefSeq names its product glutamyl-tRNA(Gln) amidotransferase subunit F (gene GTF1). Lineage: Eukaryota; Fungi; Ascomycota; Saccharomycetes; Saccharomycetales; Saccharomycetaceae. The record is from RefSeq and is a predicted model, not a curated record. The transcript has a single exon. Gene Ontology annotation, cellular component: glutamyl-tRNA(Gln) amidotransferase complex; mitochondrion. Gene Ontology annotation, molecular function: glutaminyl-tRNA synthase (glutamine-hydrolyzing) activity. The coding region runs from base 1 to 528 and encodes 175 amino acids. Gene Ontology annotation, biological process: glutaminyl-tRNAGln biosynthesis via transamidation.
AUGUCCUUUGUACGCCAACUGAGUCUUAAAAAUGGUUAUUGUUCGAGAUGCUGUCGGUUAUAUAGUUCAAGAGCGAAAGUUGGUGAGAAAUUUAGAUCGAAGAAGGAAGUGAUGGAAUAUUUAGGACAGCAGACAUGGUCAGUGGAUGAGUACCUUGCUGAUUCGACCAGCGAGGAAUUGCCAAAUGAGGCCGAUGUUAGAAAGUUGCUUAAAUUAUCCGGACUGCCCGUUGACGGGAAUGAUUUGGAGAGAAUUCGAGUACGACUUGGGAAGCAGUUGUCUUUCAUUGAUAAAUUGCAUAGAAUUCCCAUCGAGGAUGAGAAAACCAUUGAUGAGUGUCAGGCCCGUCUAAUGCCUAGAAAUGAAGUUCCAAUCAGUUAUGACAGUUUACUGCAGAAGAUAGCAACACAGAAGAAGGAUCCCGAGUUAGGUGAAGUUGAAGGUUGUUGGGAUUCCACCAGUCUAGCCCAGAUGAAGGAAAACAAAUACUUUGUUGUACGAGGAGGUUUAAUGCAGAAUAGAGACUAA